UGUCAGCCCAUUUCCAUCCCGCUGUGCACGGACAUCGCGUACAACGAGACCAUCAUGCCGAACCUGCUGGGCCACACCAACCAGGAGGACGCGGGGCUGGAGGUCCACCAGUUCUACCCGCUGGUGAAAGUCCAGUGCUCCCCGGACCUAAAGUUCUUCCUGUGCUCCAUGUAUGCGCCGGUGUGCACGGUGCUGGAGAAGGCGCUGCCCCCGUGCCGCUCUCUGUGCGAGCGCGCGCGGCAGGGCUGCGAGGCGCUCAUGAACAAGUUCGGCUUCCAGUGGCCCGACAGCCUCGCCUGCGAGAGCUUCCCGGUCCACGGUGCGGGGGAGCUGUGCGUCGGCCAGAACAUGUCGGACCGCACGGAGCCCGAGCCCGGCCCCGGCCCCACGGAGCGCGCGUUUCCCGACCCGAUGAACGGUCAGUUCAGAUGUCCGCCCUCGCUCGGGGUGCCUCCCUACCUGAACUACCGCUUCCUCGGGCAGGAGAACUGCGCCGCUCCGUGUGAGCCGAAGAGAACUCACGGGAUGAUGUAUUUCAGCGAGGAGGAGCUCAAAUUCGCCAGGAUAUGGAUCGGCACAUGGUCAGUGUUGUGUUGUGCUUCCACUUUAUUCACCGUGCUGACCUACCUGGUGGAUAUGAAGCGCUUCAGCUACCCAGAGCGGCCCAUUGUUUUUCUUUCUGGCUGCUACACCAUGGUUUCCAUCGCCUACAUUGCUGGAUUUUUACUGGAGGACAAGGUGGUUUGCAAUGACGGGUUUGAGAAUGACAUAAGGACUGUGGUGCAGGGCACUAAAAAGGAAGGCUGCACCAUCCUCUUCAUGAUGCUGUACUUCUUCAGCAUGGCCAGCUCAAUCUGGUGGGUCAUCCUGGCUCUCACCUGGUUCCUGGCAGCAGGAAUGAAGUGGGGUCACGAGGCCAUCGAGGCCAACUCUCAGUAUUUCCACCUGGCGGCCUGGGCCGUUCCUGCCAUCAAAACCAUCACCAUCCUGGCAGUAGGACAGGUGGAUGGAGAUGUGUUGAGUGGGGUUUGCUUCGUGGGCAUCAACAGCGUGGACGCCCUACGUGGCUUUGUUCUGGCACCGCUCUUCGUUUACCUGUUUAUCGGCACUUCCUUCCUUUUGGCUGGAUUUGUGUCUCUGUUUCGAAUCCGGACCAUCAUGAAACACGACGGCACCAAGACGGAGAAACUGGAGAAGCUGAUGGUGCGGAUAGGAAUCUUCAGCGUGCUCUACACCGUGCCGGCCACCAUUGUGAUCGCCUGCUACUUCUACGAGCAGGCCUUCAGAGAGCACUGGGAGAGGACGUGGAUCAGCCAGGCGUGCAAGACGUACGCCGUGCCGUGUCCAGUCCACAGCCAUCCCAGCAUGAGCCCGGACUUCACCGUCUUCAUGAUCAAGUAUCUCAUGACGCUCAUUGUUGGCAUCACUUCUGGCUUCUGGAUCUGGUCUGGCAAGACCCUCAACUCCUGGAGGAGGUUUUACACAAGACUGGCCAGCAGUAAACAGGGGGAGACCACAGUGUAGUGUGGUUUAAACCUCCGCUCUCACUCAGACUGCUUUGUGACAAACUGAAUGAUAAUCCUCUUUAUUUUCUUCUUAUUCAUUUUAUUUGGACUCACAGGAGACAUUCACUUUGUUUUUUAAUGUACAUACAUAUUUGUGAGAUUUUUGUAAGUAUAUAUUUGUAUUUAAAGAUUUUUAAAAAGUCUUUUUUUAAAAAAAAACACCUUUUUUCAUACGUUGGACUUAAUGGAAUUUUACUUAAUCAUCACAAAGAGCCAGCUGACCAUCAACAAUCCUCAGAUCUCAUGACUUGACUUACUGCAGACCCCGUCAUGGAGUACUUCACAUGGAGCGUGUGUGUCUUUGAUCAGUGAACUGCCUGCAAGCCCCGGGUCUGGUCUAAGCGGAGUCUCGUGAAACCCGAGUGCUUCAUCACGAUCAGGCAGCUUUAGUUUCUGUCUGUUGUAUGGCGGAGCGAGCCACGGCCCGGCUCCGAAGGGACAAUGUCAUCAGUCGUGGGAACGAGAAGUGGUGUGCAAGGUUGUGAAUGUGAGUCAUUGUGGCAGAUGGUUGUGGCCUGUAGCUCAGGCCCUAACAUUCCUUUUCUGAAUAAAGCACAGGUAGUCAUGCAAAUGUAAAGGAACACACAAGUGGUUAUGCAUGUAUGUUACAGUACUCUCAGGCAAAAUCAUUUUCCUGGAAACAUGUUUCUUUUUAUCGAACUGCCAAAUCUGUCUGGGAAGCUGUUAUAAUUCUGAACACUGUGACCAUCAGGCUUCAUUUUUUCUGUUACGUGUAGUGCUGGGCAGUAUCACCAUAAGGUUAUCACAGUGGGUCUUUGUAUAGGUUUACAGCAGCUCCUCUGACAGGAGGAUAUGAAAUAUAAACCCCUCAAUGUCAGCAU
Molecule: messenger RNA, 2407 nt
Organism: Archocentrus centrarchus (flier cichlid)
Lineage: Eukaryota; Metazoa; Chordata; Actinopteri; Cichliformes; Cichlidae
Gene: fzd1
Product: frizzled class receptor 1
Exons: 1
Biological process (GO): non-canonical Wnt signaling pathway; canonical Wnt signaling pathway
Cellular component (GO): plasma membrane
Molecular function (GO): Wnt receptor activity; Wnt-protein binding
Source: RefSeq, a predicted model, not a curated record